UUUGUGACAUAUAGCAUGUUUUUCUGUUUACUUUUACUAGCGUUUAAAAAUAUUUUUAUUUGCGUCACGAUGUACAAACUCAACCACCCAAAAAAUUAAUCGUGUUCAAAAUAGUGACGGACGAAUACAGACGUCAGACUGUAUUCGAUGUGGAGCCGGUUGUUGAUGUGGGCGUUACGUGUCAAGUAACUGCUUGACAGCAGCGAAGGUCAUUGCUGUCUGAAGAUACUAUGUUCUGUGAUAACAGAAGUCCGCUAUGUUCAAACUGGAAUCAUACAUCACACCUAUAUUACUUAGUUAUGUGGAUAAAUACAUAAAAAAUUUCAGACAUGAAGAUUCACAGGUUUCUUUAUGGGGAGGAGAUGCUUCCUUUCACAAUCUGGAGCUUCGACUUGAAGUCUUGGAGCAAGAACUGCAGCUGCCAUUCAGCUUUGCAAGUGGCCACAUACAUGAACUCCUGAUUCACGUACCUUGGACGAAGUUGAAUUCUGAGCCUAUAAGCAUCACAAUAAACACUAUUGAAUGCAUUUUGAACUUAAAAAAUGAAGAUACUGUGUGUCCAGAAGCAGUCGGUCAUUCAGGAACUACCGGUGUUGCCGCAAAGGAAUCACGUAGGAAACCAAGGAACCAAGAGAACAUUUCUGCACCUCCAGGAUAUGUUCAGAGUAUGGUCAACAGGAUAGUCAGUAACAUUAAUGUCCAAUGUAACAAUUUGAUUUUGAAAUAUGUGGAAGAAGACAUUGUUUUAUCAGUAAAUGUGAAAACUGUGACUCUUCAGUCUGCGAACAACGAAUGGAAGCCAUCAUUCGCAGAUGUUUCAUCUGUGGAUGUUACACUCAGAAAAGUAGUUUCUCUGACCGACCUCACAAUAUGCCUUGAUAAGAGAAAUGCUUCAGGGAAGAUUGAAAUGUACCAGGAGCCUUUGCUGUAUCGAUGUUCCCUGGAUAUUCGACUGCUUUGCAGUUAUCUGUCACCUAAAUCAAAACGAGCCAAGGUGACACGAAUUGAUGUGCAUUGUGGCCGCAUGGAUUUCAGUUUGACAGAACAACAAGUGCCAAUGUUGAUGCGUUUAGUGCUAUUACUUCGUGCACUUCAUAGUAGAGAGUUGCAGAGGAGCAUGCGCAAGGACAGCAGUACUGGAAGUCAUCCGAUCGUUGAGGACACAGAUCAGGAUCUAGAUGGUGAUGAAGAUGAUAAUGGAGGUGAUGAUGAAGAAAAAGCAGAAGAAUCUUGGGCUGGCUGGGCUUUGAGCUUUGUUCCUUCACUAUAUCCAGCACACGGAACAGAGGAGUGGGAAAAUGACCAGUACAUUCCAGUACCUGGUCCUACAAUGCACGCUGGUUUUUAUAUGGAACAGGCUUCAAUUUCGUUGAAGGUAACAGAAAGCACAUCAGAGAGGAGUUACUAUGGACCACGUAAGGUGAAGUUUGUGCCUUUUUUAUUUCUUCAGCUGCAAGGCUGCUACGGUGAUGUUAUGAUGCAUGGCUCAAGGUGGCUUAAUGCUCGAAUGGGAAUCAGUUAUGCUUCUUUGGAACCUCAUGGUGAUUGCUUCUGUGGUGUGAAAGAGAAUGGAGGGGAUAUGGAUGUAAAAUUCUUCUCUGCCGGUCAUAAACAGGAAAAUUAUCUGGCAGAUUCUCUAUUUGAUGUUGACUCUGUUGAAAACAAGGGAAGGAAGAGAAAUUACAAUAUACUGUGGGAUUUUCAUGUUGACACAAUCACAGAAGCUUUACUUUUGGAGAAGACUCCUGCCUUAGCGUUUGAUUACCUGUACAUGUUAGAACUUCCUGAUGACUUCAAUUCAGAGCGUCUCUCGGAACUAGGCAGCGAUUUGGAAUACAGUAAUCUUCCAGAACGAGCUCUUUGUCGUGUUGUUGUGGGGCCUAUGUUACUGCGGUUAUCUUCUGGACUCUUUCAUCGUCUGCAAGCAGUUCAGGGUGCUGCUUUGCUUUAUGAUUACUGUCCAUACUCGGUACCGAAACCAGAGCCUAGCCGUGAGCAGCUGCCACCAGCUUCAGCAGAGGAUUUUGAGGCGCUUGAAGCCAACAUACCUGUUCAAGUGUUUCAAAUAACAUUCUUCAAACCAGAAAUACAACUGCAGUUGGCGACUCAUCCUCCCUUUGAGCCCUCUGUUAUGCAGGCAAACAGGAAACGCAAGUUUGUGGGCAUUGCCAGCUCUCUGAUUUUGGAUGCCAAUUGUAAGCGAACUACAGUUCUGCUACCAAGCAAUUUAUCAUUCAGUCAGCGGAGCAUUGUCCUUCCUCAGUACUGGGUUGACCCAGCUAUACCUCAUAUAGAGCAAACUGUAGAAACAGAAAUUGUAACUGUGACGUGCACUAAGGCAAAGAUGCUUGUUAUUGAGUGUAUUGUUCAGUCGGUCUUCAAUGCUUCACAUACUAGUAAUAUUAUCAAUACAACAACACUACUGCAGGAUGCCAGAAAGGAAAUGAAUGUGGAAUACUUGGAGAUUGGUGUGGAAGGAGUGGUAUAUCAUCAGGUACUGCUACCACACACAGAUUGCCAUGCAGUGACCGUAGGAGCAGUCCGUGCAUUUGUAUUGCUCCCAAAAUCAGAGAGCGCUACAGACCAGGCUGUUGUAUUAAUUGGACCAGAUACUGCCUCAGCAACAUUACCACUUUUCAGUUGCUCAUUACAGCGACCACUUUCACCCAAGAUCCAGUCUCACCCUCCAUUGCUGGGAUUCCAUUUGAGAGAGGUCAACAUUUCAGUUGAUCCUCUUUUGUGGAGAUGGCUACAGUACACUCCUCAUACAGUGACCACCAGGAUGCCUUCAGUAGACCGUAUUACAACAAGUGCUCCAUCUACUUCUGGUGGCCAGCGACGUGUCCGCAGAAUGUCGGAAGGUAGCAGAGCACCAACACCACAAGAAUCAGUACACAGCAGUUCUGAUCGUGAGAUGGGUCCAGUACCUACACCAUCUAUGAAUAUUGAGGAAGUGACUGUACCAGAUGAAGCUGUAAUACAGACAUCCUGGUGGUCACGUGAGUGGGCACUGGAAUGGUUUCCUGUUUGGCGAGGCUUAGUCAUAUGUGGUGACUUGCGCCAUUCCACUCUGUACCUUCCAACGGAGACACUCUCUGCUGUGGGUUCACAUUCUGUUGAGGAGGCAUUGCAGCAGUCUCCCACCUGCUGUGCUCUCAUACUGUGUUUUCCUUCCAUCGUGUUGCGCACCAGUUCACCUGCCAAUACCAGUGGCAUGCAUCUUGAAGUUUCUUGUUUAUCUCGGAAAUUUCCUAUUGAGCUCCCACCUGCUGUCUGGAACAAAGAGAAAAUGACUUUCCCAUGGAGUAUUUCAAUGUCAGAUCUUAGUAUCUGCACAUUUCAGAAAUCAAGGCAGUUGCAUUUUCUCAAGCCUGUUUCUGCUACAGCAACUGUUGCCAUAACUACAAAAUAUAAAACAGAUGAGACCUCUUUAUCUUCAUUGUAUUUCUGUGUUCACAUUGAUACCACACCAGUGAAGUUAGCAGUAUCGCAGAUUCAGAUGAGUCUGAUGGCAAGAGUAAUUUUUGAUGUCUUGGAUGUAGUAUCUGCCUUUAGUUUUGGCAGUAUUAAACAGCAGCAACAACAACUGCAUGUACCUGAAACAAUUCCAGAAGUACCUGCUCAAAGUCUUACUAGCCCCACUGUGUUCCGUGAAAGCAGUGGAAGCCAUGAAUCACUCCAUGCAGAUGCAGACGGUGGCACAUCCCCUGACCCAGGUGGUGUUAAAAUGACAGCAUGGAUUCAGUCAACACUUGCUAAAUUAGUUUUGUCAUUAUAUGUUGAUGAUAAAACUGAUUCAAAUGAAGGAAAUGAAUACAAACUUAGUAUUGAUUUGGAAGAUAUUAUGACAUCACUCGACUUACAGCACAUAUACUCAAAACUGAAAUGUAAAGUGGCUUCUGCCAAUGUUCUACAUUUCAAGAGGUCAUCUGCAUCUGAGCAGUGGAAACCGGGUAUAUUUUUAGGAUUAGUGAUGCGAGGUCAGGAUGACAUCAGCACACCACCAUCACCCAUGUCACAUCAGGGUACAGCUGAUGAAGGUGGUGGUGGUUUCCUCAGUAUGACAUUCACUCGAGCACAGUGCACACAUGUGCAUACACAGUGGGGAACGAAUCAUUUGCCACCAGCAAUAACACGCACAGUUCUCCCAUUGCAGGCAAAUAAGUCUAUUUCAGAAAUUGUUAUCAAAAUGCAAGCAGUGGAUUUUUUACUACCACCAGCAGUACUUGGAAUUUUCAUAAAGAUUCUAAUGCCCAUGGUCUCAAUGCCUGCAGAACAUGGCACGACAGAAACUACUGAAGUCGUGGGAAACAAUUGGCUAAAACAUCUGAACAACAGCACACUACCAUUAUUGUAUUUGGACACUCGAGCCAUCCGAGUUAUACUUCCAGCAUGUGAUAUACCUGGAGCUGCCAAUAAUGUCAUGGUUGUGCAGUUAGAUGAAAUCAAUAUCUCUCCACAAGUGAAGAAUCCGUUAGGUCGUUCUCCCUUACGGCCCGACAUCUGGAGGCUAGCUGAACAGUCAAGAAUGUUAGCUGUACCAGGAUCUGAAGUUGAGGAUCGUCAAUAUCAAAUUGAUAUUCAUGGACUUUCUGCCAGUUCAGGUCCAUGGAAUGAAUUGGAAAAAUGCCUUGGUGCUGUAUCUGGUGCUACCAGCCAAGGAUUACGAACUAUGGCAGAAAACCCUGCUCUAGCUUGGAAUAGCCUUGAUUGCCAAGGUACAGGUUGCGACGAUGGAAUAGUUCCUCGUGCAACAUUAUCUCCUGUUCUCACUGGACUGAACUUAUGCAUUGUUCUUGCACCUGCAGUAGUCUAUCGUGGUCAUGUGCUUGUAUGUGGAGCUGCCCUGGAAGUUAAUGCUGUAUCAGAUGUUCUUGUAACACUAAGCACAAGCCAGUUGCUGCUGGCAUCUGCUCUGGCUGCUGAAAUUGUUUUCCUGUUCUAUCCAUUUAUUAAUACUGGUGCAGUGCAUGAAAACUGCCGCCAGCAAGGAAACAUUCUCUCACAGUCAUCGCCAAAGUAUGUGAAGCAGCACUCUCAUAUUGUAUCUCCUAGAGAUAGUGCUGCCCCUAGCAGUGGAUUCCAUGAGGACACAUUUGAUACACAUGCAAGUGGUUUCCAAAUGUAUAAAUCUAGUUCCCAUGUUUCAAUGAAUAUUUCACAGCAGAAGUGCCCAAAUCCUAAAGAAAGUGGCAGAGAAGCUUCAGAUAGAGGCAGUAGCUCCAAUUGGAACAAGGGACAUAUUUCACCUUCUACAGACAAGAUUUACAAUACUGUACCACUGGAAAUACUUUUGACAUCUGGUACUGUUUCCCUGAUCUUGUAUGAUCUCAAUGAAUCUGGAAUCUCGGCAGAAAGUCUGUCAUCACUCUGGCAGAGAAAUUUCAUCAGUCGUGUGACUGGAAAGAUAUUAGAUCCUGAGAAAGAAGGGGAACCAAAAGUAGAUUCAGGUGCCCAUAAAUUUGUAGAUAAAAUUAAACAAAAACCAGUAGUAUAUCCAUUACUGCAUAUAAUCUUUGCUCAACCCCAUACAUUCUUUUCAAAUAAUUUUGAUUCACAGAAAUUGAAUGUUUCUUGUUUUGACUUGAGUGUAAAAUUGGGUAGAGAAGGCACUGCUGUCAGUAAGACAACACCAUCUGUCGAUGAUUUCCCUUUUACUCUUGUGGAAACAAAGGGUGGUGAUCCACAUCCUGAUACAGGUAUACCACCAUCCCUUGUGACUGUGAAAUUGAUGAAACCCAUUAACAGAGCACCAAAGAUUGAAGUAGAUUUGGGAAGACCAGUAAGAUUUUGUGUGAGCAUUCCAACUUUAGAAUUUCUGACCAGAGUUGAAAGGAAACUUGCAGACUGCUUUUUACUGGCUUCAGUGCUGAGCAAUGUCUUAAGUACAGACAGUGCAGAUGGAAUACCAAGCAUCAAUGAACAAACUACAGGUCUCAUCAUAGCACCACUGGGAAGUUCCAGAACUGUGGAGGUGGUGGAAUCAGAAAUGCAAGAGACGAAUGCUGAACGAAGGUCUUGGCAGUUGCCAGGAAGAGCAUCCACUAUGAAUGUGAGAACACAGCAGAUUGUUUUAUCAUUGGAAGUUGGGAUUGGUACUAUGCUAUUAAGCAUUGCUGGAGUGCAAGUUGCACUGAGCUGCAUGUCACGACUCCAAAGCGACAAAGUUGUUCUGAAGACAGCUCUCACAAGCCUGGUUAUGACAGUCUCACAUUUUGGUAGCUCUCCUCGUGUUCUACUUAACCCUUGGAGUUGCACUGCUGAAUGUCAUCUUUUAUGGGACAUGUGGUCCACCUUUCCACAGGCUCAGGUAACAGCUAACUCAGAUUCUAUUUUAAUUGAUGUUGGGCCUGAACAUCUACAAAUUUUACAGUUGUUGAUAAAUGAAUAUCAGCCAUUGCUACAGAAUAUGUCACAAGAUUCUUCUGUGCCAACUAGAAAUGAACACAAUGAACAGUAUUUUGGUAUGUCACCAGUAUCGAGUCAACAUUAUAAGGAUGAUUUGCGUGCAGGAGCUUUUCAGUUUGUAGAAGCAGCUGAAGGUUCUCGUUCUGCUCAAGAGCUGCCCCUCCCAUAUCAGAUAGUAUUUUGGAGUAACCCACCAACAAUGGCUUGGCGUUAUCCGCAACCACGCACAUUGACUAGAGUUGAUAUUUUUCCAGUUCCUUACAAGAUGGCAAGCAAUUCUCACGAAGAGAGUGUUAACUGCAAAGAACAGGUUCUUUGCUCAUUACAAUAUUGGAGUGAUGCUCGUAACAGCUACCAAGAACAUUCACAGUUUCAGUUAUCUGAAUCAGAUAUUUGUCGGCUAAAGUUACCUGAAGAUUCACAUCCUGUUGUUAGCUGCACUUGGAGAGUGCAACUAAUACUUCAAACUGGUGACGAAGAUAGUUUAGUUGCCAAGAAUGUCACUAUUUCACCUCAUUCCCUCGCAGCUUGCAUGAGAGUUGACUCUUUCUUCUCACCAGAACUUGUUCCUCAUAUUCAGCUUGCUGUGAAUGUAACUUCUAUUCAGAUUUCUUUAUAUAAUCACCUCCAGAUAGACAGUCCAUGUCAAAUGAUGCCAGUACCACUACAGGCAUUCACAUGGGAUGGAAAUUUUCCUUCUACGCAGCGCUUUUUCUCUGUCUUACUAGACACUGCAGCUCUAUUCUUCUGCCACUGGAAUUCAGAACAUAGUUCUUUUGAGUUUACUAGCAGCAUUCGUUGUGAUUCAGUUGAUUUUGCAUAUCUGACACAACAAUGCAUUGUAGAGCCUUUUAGAACAAGCUUCCAAAUACAUUUUGGAAAUAGUAAUACAGCAUCACUUGUUAUGAGUCCCAUUAAUAUUAGGCUUGGACCAUCCAUUGGCCAUUCAUUAGGUAUUUCCUCACAGCUUUGGACAGGAAAUUAUGCUGAUAACCCUGAAAGCCAGAACUGUAUCAUAAUUAGUCGAUAUGUAAUUUGUAAUGAUAUGAUGCAGUCCAUAAGAUUUGGUCAAGCAAUGACAGAUGAAGAUAUUUUGCUUGGGAGCAGACAGUGCCACAUGUAUGCCUGGCGCACUCACAAAGCCAGGCAAAUGAUGCAUGUCGGAACAGAGAAUGGUGGUUGGGUGUGGAGUCAGCCAUUUGAAAUUGACAGAGAUGGUACUAAUUUGUGCUGUGUUACAGAAAGUAGCCAGAGAGAAUUCAGCUUGAUUGUGAAGGUAACCUCACUUUCAGCUACUCAAAAACAGGUUGUAAUAUCAGGCCAAUUAAUAAUAACAAACCUUUUAGUGGAACAUUUUGAAUGUAAAGUUUUGCCAGUCGCAGAUGCUGAUGCACCCAUGCAUCCUGUUAGAUCCCUUCUUGUUUGUGGUAAAGAUACUGCUCCUUCUGUUUUACUAGAAGAUGGUAAAAGAGUUGUUUUACGAAUACGUUUUCAUGGUCUUGAAAGUUUAUGGUCUGGAGAUAUUCCAUUGGAGGAAAAUGUAAAAACAAACCAGCCUUGGUUAGUUAAAGUUCCCUUGCAAGAUAAAACUCAGUUUCUCAGUGUAUGGUGUAGGAUUAUAAGACAGCCAAUUGGGAAUGGUGGUAAAAUUUUAGCGGUACUUUCUCCAUUAUUCAUGAUAAGAUCUCAUUUACCACUACCAGCAAAAGUUUUUGUUGAUACACCAGGUUUAAAAGUUCAUCUUGAAUCAAUUAUAAAAGGAAAAGGAGAUGAACAGCAGUUGUAUUGCCCGGGUACUAUUGAACAUACACACAAAUUAACAUUCCAGCUUGAAAACAGUAUUCUGCCUUCUGAUCCUUAUGUACCAUUAUCUUACACUAUGGUAGAUCGUCAACAGUUUCCUAAUAGCACCCUUAGAAAAGGUGUAGAUAUAGAUGUCGUCUUAGACACAGUACACAAUAAACAGGGCAGUCGCUGGCCAUUUGUUGGUGAAGAAUAUGCAGAGCUUCCUUGGGAAACUGCAGAGCAGCCACAGACACAUGUUCAGGUGGAAUAUAAACUUCACAGUCCAUAUUCUGGUACACUUUUAGUAGAUGUUCAACCAUGGGCACUAAUAGUAAAUACAUUAGGAUGUACAGUGAGCUUGGUAAUUGAAGGCUCUGUAAUUUGUAAUAUUCCACACAUUGGAGUUGUAGCUCCCCCUAAAAUGGAAAGUACAUUUGUUCUGUCAUUCCAUUUAAGAACACUAGAGCAUUGCUCCUGUCCUCUUCAACUUGAACAACGAGGAAGAAUUAGUAGUUUCUAUAUGCCACACAUUUCUGGUGUAAUACCCAGUGUAGGCCAUGCACAGAUUCCAGUUCAACAAAGCAAAGUGAUGUGCUUUGCAAAUCUGAAAUCUGACAUCACUGAUGAAAUAAGGAUACUUCAUAUAAGACCCAGCUAUAUAGUAUGCAACCACACAAAUCUUGAGCUCCAAAUGUCUUGUCUGCUUUUGAAAGAAAAAAUUAGUAUGUCAGAAUUUCAUAAUGCUGCUCAAUCUUACAUUGUUGUUCCACCUGAACCACAAGGACCACAAAGUAGAGGUGUUCCAGUUACUGAAUGGACACUUGUUGGUGGUGGAGAAGAUGAAAUAAAUCACUAUGUGUCUUUCAACAAGGGUGGCGGAUGGUGUUGCCCAAUCAAAGUAAUCAAACAAUUUGGCCGUCAUAGCUUUACAGUUCCUGUGAAAGCAGAUGACAAAUGCAAAGAAAUGAAUGAGGCUUUUGUUCUCUCCAUUCAGGUGCUUAGUGACCAAAUAUUUCUACAUGUACACUGUGAUCCACAUCCUCAGAUGAUCAUACAUAACAAAUGCAGUUUCAAACUUCUCUGUGCACAAGGAACAGCGGGAAAUGAUGGUAGUGUUGUUUUUGAAGCAUCACACAUUGAUUGGUUAUGUGAAGUCCACCCAAACAAAUCUUCAUUCUACAGUCUUCCUUACAUAUCAAAACAGUUUCCAAACAUAGUUAAACCAAAUGUUAUGCCACAGCUGGUAUUUGCUUGCUAUAAUGAAGGACUUCCAAAGUGGUCUCAGGGUCUCGAUAUUAUUGAAGUACAGGAACAGUUCUUGUAUCUCCCCAACCAUGGUGAUGUUAGAGUGCACUCAGAAUUUCACUGUCACACGUUGCAUAUCACAGUGGAUACUGUAAGCCAUGUUGAAAUAUCGGCUAGAGACAUACGCAUAAGAUUAAUACAAACACACAUGGAGAAAGUUACUGGAAGUAUAUCAGAUGGCAGCUCUCAUGUCCAACUGGAGACUACUAACAGUGAAUGUGAGGACAGUUACAGAUUAAGUGGUAGUACUUCUGAUACUACUUUCAAUAUAUCUUCUCCAUUGGAAGAAAAAUCAAAAUGUUUAAGACGUAUAAAUUCAGAACAAACUUUAAAGCCAUUAUGCAGUGAUGCAAAAGAUGUUCAACCUGAUACUAGCCCUAAAAAUAGUUUUCUUCUGUCACUCUUUCUAAAAGGACUGAAUAUUAUAUUGACUGAGGAUGUACCAAGUGCAAGUACAAUAACAUCCGAAAUACUUUCUCUGACCUUAGACAAUGUAUGUAUCUCAGCCCAAACAGAAAAAAGCUUUGCAGGACAAGAUGAAUGGCAUAUUUCUUUCAACAUUGGGGAUAUGCAACUUGAUAACCAGAUGUUUAAAUCUGGAGGAUUUGAUUUUCCAGUCAUACUGAUAGGCCAGGCACCAAAGAUGGUCCACUUUACAAAUUUACGUGUCCCAGCUAGUGUACUGAUUAAGCAGACUGAAGAGUAUGCACUCAUAAAAGUGUUUUCUAUUCUCGAAAAGAAACUCACUGGUGAUCUGACUGCAAAAAGUCUAAGAACUUCCAUUGGACCUCUGAGCCUUUACAUUGAAGACAACCUUAAAAUAAAGCUUAUUGAUAAAACAGUAUCCAUUUUUAAUAAAGGCUUAUUUUUCACAGAGAAAGAACAUAGGGCUACACAACAGUCUUCUCACUUGGCAGUAAUUCCAAUUCCACAAGCAAUUGAAUUCCAAGCACAGCAGAUUGCAUUUCCAGUUCAAUUACAGUCUCUCACUAUUGAACCUUUAUCUAUGCUACUAAGUGUUCACAUGACAGCUCCACUUUAUGUAGCUUUGGAUUGUUCUCCACUCCAUUUCACUGCAUUUCAACACCGUUAUCUUGUUACUACACCAUAUCGACUUGGACACACUUUGACAAUGCACUAUCUGUCUGGAGCCAUUUUUGGCGCUGGUUGGGUUGUAGGUUCACUGGAAUUGCUGGGAACUCCAGGUGGCUUUGCUCGCACUGUAGGCUCUGGUCUUUGGGACUUUGUCAACAUGCCCUAUCAAGGCAUUUUCCAGGGGCCUUGGGCAUUUAUUGCAGGUGUUACUCAUGGCUCAGCCUCUCUUAUGAAGCAUGUCACAGCAGGUACUCUUAGCUCUGUUACAAAAUUGGCUGCAAGUUUAGCUCGAAAUUUGGAUCGACUUACCCUGGAUGCAGAACACUUGGAACGCACAGAAGAACGACGAAGGCAGCCACCACAAGGACUAACACAAGGUGUAGUUCAAGGUCUGACAGGACUAGGAAUAAGUUUACUUGGUGCAGUAGGAGGGAUUGCGCACCACCCAUUACAGUCUAUGAUUUUUGGUGGAAAUAUAGCUGCAAGUGUGGGAAGAGGACUUGUAGGGGUUGUUACUAAGCCUCUUAGUGGGGCUGCAGAUUUUGUUGCCCUUGCAGGCCAAGGUCUGCUACAUGGUACUGGGUGGUCAACAGUGUUGCAGAUUCGGCAUCAGCCUUCAGUAGACCCCAUUUGUGGCAGAGUCAACUCUCAUCUUAAAUACAGUUGGAAGUUAGUGUCAGACAUGAGGCAUCCAUUCCUCUAUGUUGUUGAAGCUGUGCAACGCAGUGAAAAUGCUGACAUGGAAGCUGUGACGCUCUUACUUACUGUCCAUGCUCUUUUCUUAAUAAAUGUAGAACAGGAUAAUGUACAAAAAGUGCUCUCACUUUCAGAACUCACCGCUAUUGAGAAAUCUGAUGAUCCGACUCUCAUAAGUUUGUGUUUCCAGCAUCCUGUUGCUUCCAUAGAGACAGAUACUUCAUCUCGUGCAAGGGUUGUGAAUUUUGUGAGACAAAGUGGUGGUCUUGUGACAAGUGCCAGUGAUUGUAGUCCAUCAGAUUCAGGUUCAAGUAAUUCAUGUGGUUUUGUAAAAGUAGAACCUCGGACCUUCCAGACUGUCUUAACUUUUUUUGUGAAUCCACAGCAAAGAGAUUAUUUAAUAGCACUUUUGACUAUUAUUAAAAGACAGUGUCAAGGAAGAGGAUUUCCAGUAUUGUGAAAGAAGUUUGGAAUAAUUGUCUGUGCUUUCCAUCUUGUCUGAGAAGUUUGUAUUAUAAGAUAUUAAAUUUUGCCAGUUGUUUGUUACUGUAACAUAAAUUUUCUGUUAAUACAAUUUUUUACAAAAUAUAA
Schistocerca nitens (vagrant locust) is the source of this 11880-nucleotide messenger RNA. It is a transcript of the gene Vps13B, whose product is annotated as intermembrane lipid transfer protein VPS13B. NCBI's taxonomy places the organism in Eukaryota, Metazoa, Arthropoda, Insecta, Orthoptera, Acrididae. The coding region runs from base 257 to 11749 and encodes 3830 amino acids. The transcript has 26 exons. The record is from RefSeq and is a predicted model, not a curated record.